This is a messenger RNA of Hibiscus syriacus, 1391 nucleotides long. RefSeq names its product pyruvate dehydrogenase E1 component subunit beta-1, mitochondrial-like. The record is from RefSeq and is a predicted model, not a curated record. Lineage: Eukaryota; Viridiplantae; Streptophyta; Magnoliopsida; Malvales; Malvaceae. Gene Ontology annotation, molecular function: pyruvate dehydrogenase (acetyl-transferring) activity. The transcript is spliced from 16 exons. Gene Ontology annotation, biological process: pyruvate decarboxylation to acetyl-CoA. Bases 76 to 1179 code for a protein of 367 amino acids.
CUAUUCCCCUCUUUUCAAUUUUGGCCAUCCUUGCCUCUCCACCAUCAGGUUUGAGAAAAGAAACGUUGAGGAAAGAUGUUCGGAGUUGUAAAGCAAAAGAUGUUGAGGCUGUCAUUGACGCAGAUUCGUCCUGCAGUGUCAGCGCUGAGAAGCUACUCAUCAGCAGCAAAACAGAUGACAGUGAGAGAGGCAUUGAACUCUGCUCUUGAUGAGGAGAUGUCAGCUGAUCCUAAAGUCUUUUUGAUGGGUGAAGAGGUCGGAGAAUAUCAGGGUGCAUACAAGAUAUCCAAGGGGCUUUUGGAGAAGUAUGGACCUGAGAGGGUUCUUGAUACUCCUAUUACUGAGGCAGGUUUUGCUGGGAUUGGGGUCGGUGCUGCUUACUACGGCCUGAAGCCUGUAGUGGAGUUUAUGACAUUUAACUUCUCCAUGCAGGCAAUAGACCACAUUAUUAACUCCGCUGCAAAGUCCAACUACAUGUCUGCUGGCCAGAUGUCUGUACCCAUUGUUUUUAGAGGACCUAAUGGUGCUGCUGCUGGUGUAGGUGCCCAACACUCUCAGUGUUAUGCAUCAUGGUAUGCUUCUUGUCCUGGUUUGAAAGUGCUGAUGCCAUACAGUUCUGAAGAUGCUCGUGGACUGCUCAAAGCUGCUAUUAGAGAUCCUGAUCCAGUUGUUUUCCUUGAAAAUGAGUUGUUAUAUGGUGAAUCAUUCCCCGUUUCUGAUGAAUUUCUUGACUCAAGCUUUUGCCUUCCAAUUGGGAAAGCUAAGAUAGAGAGAGUAGGAAAGGAUGUGACCAUUACAGCCUUUUCAAAAAUGGUGGGCCAUGCUCUUAAGGCAGCUGAGAUACUUGAAAAGGAUGGAAUUGAUGCAGAGGUUAUAAAUUUGCGUUCUAUUAGGCCACUAGAUAGAUCAACAAUUAGCGCUUCCAUCAGGAAAACCAACAGAUUGAUAACAGUUGAAGAAGGGUUUCCACAGCAUGGUGUUGGUGCUGAAAUCUGUGCAUCGGUUGUGGAGGAGAGUUUUGCUUAUCUUGAUGCCCCGGUUGAGAGAAUUGCUGGAGCUGAUGUUCCCAUGCCAUAUGCAGCAAAUCUCGAGAGAAUGGCUGUGCCACAGGUUGAAGAUAUUGUCCGUGCUGCGAAGAGAGCAUGCUACAGAUCCGAACCAUUGGCUGCUGUUGCAUGAUCGAACCAACCUAGGGAAUCGGAGGAAUACGCUAUUUUUUGCCAUCUCGGGUGUUACAGCGGGCUGCUUCAAUAUAAUAACUGGGACAUUAACCUGUUCAACCAUGGUUAAGCCUAAGACUUUAUGUUUAGUGGAGCAAAGGGCUCUGCUGCUGUUUAUUUUGGUUGGAUUGAAUGAUUUUUAAAUGCAAUGCAUUGAUUUGAUAUUUUGUU